UUAACAGGGCCAAUUAGUCCCAGCACGGCUGGGCUGACUCGGCUGCACCCCUCGGAAGGUCUCCUCUCUCGGCAGUGCUCCGUGUAGUCCCGGCUCCGGGGAGCCCUGCUGCCAAAAGGGCCUCUGGGGCUCACACGUUCCAUCCGUGCCCGACCCGGGUGCGGGGCCGCCGGCCGAGCGCUGGGGUGAGGGCGGCGAGGCCUGUGAGGCAAAGGCUUCCCCUCGCCUCACCCAGCCAGAGGCACAGCCGCUCCAAGGGGCAGCAGCCUCCCACAACUCAUUGCCCGCCUGCAUUUGUGCUGCCCGAGUCUUAGGGAUCCUUAGGAAAGGGGGCAGCAGGGAAUAGACUGUGGGGUGAAUUAAUUGUUCUGGCAGGCCAGAAAUUUUUCAGCCCGAGUCACCCCAGGCUGACUCAAAAAUAGCUCUGUAAAGGCUUGCACAGAGUGGGGUGGAGGUGCAACAGGGCUUUCAUUCUGCUGCUGGCUGCUCACACCAGCCCUCCAGCCUGGGUCCCAUACCAGGCCCGGCAGGGCCCCUUCUGAUACCACCCACAACAUCCUGAAACAUCUCAUAGCCAGGCCUUGCUUUUAUCCAUCUGCUCUCUCCAAACCCCUGUCGAAAGAAUGCACAGCACAGAGCCAGUUGUACUCCUGGUUCUGGCUGGUUCUGUAUGACUGGAGCAACCAAAAAAGCACCUUGAGUUGAACCGUAGGUCCAGGUUUGCCUAAUGCGAUUUCCGAAGCUGCUAUGGUUCUGUGAAGUUUCCUGGACAGCUGUUAAGGCAAGGUGCAAAAUAUGUUCUGGACAGGAAAAUAAAAGAAACUCCUGAUGUGAAGUCAGUACAAUUUUUGCUUUUCUCCAGUGCUAUGAUAGUGAUUUAAAGUACUUCAGCUUCAGAGGGUUCCUGGUCCUGUCACAGAUAAAUACAAGGCUUCAGUUUUCCUAGAGGUGGCCAUUAUUGGCUAAUAGGAUGAACCAGGGAAACCAAAGCCCCUUCAUUUGCUACAGCAGCUCCACUCUGACAUGGACAGGGGAGAUGGUUCGAUCAAAUACAUCCUCUCAGGAGAGGGAGCUGGUAUUGUGUUCACCAUUGAUGAUACAACAGGGGACAUUCAUGCCAUUCAGCGGCUGGACCGGGAAGAAAGGUCACAGUACACCCUCAGAGCGCAGGCUCUGGACAGGCGGACGGGCCGGCCGAUGGAACCUGAGUCAGAGUUUAUCAUCAAAAUCCAAGACAUCAACGACAAUGAACCCAAGUUCCUGGAUGGACCUUACGUAGCCUCUGUUCCAGAAAUGUCACCUGUGGGCACCUCUGUUAUCCAGGUGACAGCAACAGAUGCUGAUGACCCAACCUAUGGGAACAGCGCGAGAGUCGUAUACAGUAUUCUCCAAGGACAACCAUAUUUCUCUGUGGACUCUCGGACAGGCUUAAUUAGAACAGCUCUAAUGAACAUGGACCGAGAAGCAAAAGAAUAUUAUGAAGUGAUUAUCCAGGCCAAGGAUAUGGGUGGACAGCUGGGAGGAUUAGCUGGAACAACCACAGUCAACAUCACUCUCUCUGAUGUCAAUGACAAUCCACCCAGAUUUCCACAGAAGCAUUAUCAGAUGAGUGUGCUGGAGUCUGCUCCCAUCAGCUCCACCGUGGGCCGUGUGGUUGCUAAAGACCUGGACGAAGGCAUUAAUGCAGAGAUGAAAUAUAGCCUUGUGGAUGGAGAUGGACUGGAUGUCUUUGAUAUUAACACUGAUCCUAAUUACCAAGUUGGCAUCAUCACUGUGAGAAAGCCUUUAAGUUUUGAGAGCAAGAAAAGUUACACCUUGAAAGUAGAGGGUGCCAACCCUCACCUGGAAAUGCGGUUCCUGAACCUGGGUCCCUUCCGUGACACCACCACUGUCCACAUCAGUGUGGAGGAUGUGGAUGAGCCUCCGGUGUUUGAGCCCAGCAUCUACUUUGUGGAAGUGCCUGAGGAUGUGGAGAUUGGGACCACUAUACAGAUAAUUUCUGCCAAGGACCCAGACGUGACCAACAACUCCAUCAGAUACUCGAUUGACAGGAGCAGUGAUCCAGGACGGUUCUUUUACGUUGACAUAACAUCAGGAGCACUGAUGACUGCAAGACCUCUUGACCGGGAGGACAUUUCUUGGCACAACAUCACAGUGUUGGCCAUGGAGCUGAAUAACCCCUCACAGGUGGGCAGCGUCUCUGUGACGGUGAAAGUCCUGGAUGUGAACGAUAACGCACCAGAGUUUGCAAGAUUUUAUGAAGCUUUUGUUUGUGAAAAUGCCAAAGCAGGCCAGCUGAUUCAGACAGUGAGUGCCAUCGACAGGGAUGACCCGCAGGAGGGUCAGCACUUCUACUACAGCCUGGCUCCAGAGGCAGCGAACAACCCCAACUUUACUCUAAGGGACAAUCAAGACAAUACAGCGUGGAUUUUGACAAGGCGCUCUGGCUUCAGACAACACGAGCAGAACACCUUUUACCUGCCCAUCCUGAUCAGCGACAACGGGCGCCCGGUGCUGAGCAGCACGGGCACGCUGACCGUGCACGUGUGCAGCUGCGAUGAGGAGGGCAUGGUGAUGUCCUGCAACGCCGAGGCCUACGUCCUCCCUGUCAGCCUGAGCCGAGGGGCACUCAUUGCCAUCCUCGCCUGCAUCUUUGUCCUGCUAGUGUUGGUGCUCCUCAUCCUCUCCAUGCGGCGCCAGCGGAAGCAGCCGUACAUCAUCGACGAGGAGGAGAACAUCCACGAAAACAUCGUCAGGUAUGAUGAUGAGGGUGGCGGGGAGGAGGACACGGAGGCCUUUGACAUCGCUGCCAUGUGGAACCCGCGGGAGGCCCAGCUGGUGGUGAAGAACCGGCAGGACAUGCUCCCUGAAAUAGAGAGCCUCUCCCGAUACGUGCCUCAGGCCUGCAUCAUGGACAACAACGUCCACAACUACGUGCUUGCCAAGCUGUACGAAGCUGACAUGGACCUGUGGGCGCCUCCCUUCGACUCCCUGCAGACCUACAUGUUUGAAGGGAACGGCUCGGUGGCGGAGUCGCUCAGCUCCUUACAGUCCGUGACGACAGACUCAGACCAGAGCUACGACUACCUGACGGACUGGGGGCCGCGCUUCAAGAAGCUGGCCGAGAUGUACGGGGCCACAGACAGCAGCGGGGCUCUGUGGUAACAGACAAGGAAUGGCAGAGGGCUUUCCAUGUGAAACGGUGUCCGGUUCGGUCCAUUCUCAUCAGAUGCUUCCAUGGACAUGGGUGAGGCCUCAUAAAAAAAUAGCAAUACAGUGCUUGGAUGAGAAUGGGAAGGAGGGUGCGAAUGAAGGUCUCUCUGGAUCAGCUUUACUCAGUUAAACUAAGUCACAUUUUUGAAACUAUGAGAAACGGAAGGAAGGAAGCUUUUUCCUGGUUCUUACAGCAAAAUUGGAGAGCUUCACACCUGGAAUAUGGCAUUGCUCGCUCUCUCUCUCUCUCUUUCUCUCUCUCUCUCUCUCUCUUCCUUUCUCUCCCCUUUGUACACGGCAGCUUACUGAGCUCUAUACAUAGGGUUCAAAGAUCUGUAAACUCCAACUGAAAUUGCCACCACAGACAAGUUGCUUCUCACUGGUCAUUUUUUUUCCCAUUAAAACAGAAAAGAAUUGCUUGCUAACAAGAGAAAAAAAUCUGCAAAGCAGAAAAUUGAAACUGGAAUCUCAGAGGGCUCCUUGUAAACUAAACUCCUCCCUCUGUUGCUAACAGAGUUCUUUUUUAAUCCUUUAGAAACAAGGCUGAGGUUGGGGGGUUUUUUCCCAUGUGACUGAGAGGGCUGGGGAAGAGGCUUUGAAUUUCUGCUCUAGUUUAAUGGCUGAUCUGUGAGUUAUUGGCGUUAACACUAAUCCAUCUCCUGUCGAGUUUGUGUAAAUUUAUUCUUGACUCUUUAAAACCAUGACUCUCUAAACUGCUCAGAACAAAACCAGAAAAUCUGCCUCUUUUUGCACUGUAGAUGUCUCUUCCAUGUGCCAAAUGUGAAGAUUAGAUUCUACCAAUGAAAGCCAAAUAAAUUUUAAAAUAAGAAAAAGCUAUAUUUGGUAACUACAUGGGUUAGAUGGGCUUUCCUAAUCUGUGUGAGGUCAAUCCAAGGGAUGUUUACAUACUGUAGAUAACCUACUUGAACAAAUGCAGUAUUAUAGACCAAUAAAUGGAUGUAAGAAAAUUACAUGUAUAAGUUUUGUAUAUUUGUUAAUUUUGGUAAUAAAUAUGAUGUACUGCAUACAGUACAGUACCUUAGCACCUCUUUUAAUAAAAGUUAAACAGAA
This is a messenger RNA of Cyanistes caeruleus (blue tit), 4284 nucleotides long. It is a transcript of the gene CDH20, whose product is annotated as cadherin 20. Gene Ontology annotation, cellular component: plasma membrane; catenin complex; adherens junction. Gene Ontology annotation, molecular function: cadherin binding; calcium ion binding; beta-catenin binding. Gene Ontology annotation, biological process: calcium-dependent cell-cell adhesion; adherens junction organization; cell migration. NCBI's taxonomy places the organism in Eukaryota, Metazoa, Chordata, Aves, Passeriformes, Paridae. The record is from RefSeq and is a predicted model, not a curated record.